This is a messenger RNA of Fusarium sp. VM40, 1038 nucleotides long. Lineage: Eukaryota; Fungi; Ascomycota; Sordariomycetes; Hypocreales; Nectriaceae. The record is from the annotation of a GenBank genome assembly.
AUGGAUUUACCAACUUCGAAAGAAAACAGGUCUCCGACUGUCAUCGCUGUUGUUGUGGUUUGCCAGGUUUUAUCCGUCUUUGUUGUGGCACUUCGCUUGUGGACCCGUGGUGUGAUUGUCCGUGCUGUUGGUGCUGAUGAUUACCUUGCAAUUGUAUCCCUGUUAUGUGUUCUUGCAUGCGGGUUUUCUAACAUCAGUCAAACACGUUAUGGUCUUGGAAGGCAUGUGACGACACUAAAAGAUGGCGAAUUACUGCUUUAUCUCAGGAACUUUUACAUCACUAUUGUCCUGUACACGAGUGCAGUGAUGUUCCUCAAGAUGACCCUGCUGGUCGGAUACUAUCGAGUCCUGGCUGUGCAAAACUCCAGAAAACUUUAUAUCGCUGCCAUCAUUCUUGUAGGCAGCUGGUCAGUAUCACAGCUCGGAGUUGCAAUUUUUGGAUGCUCGCCAAUCCACGGCUUCUGGGACUUUUCGGUCAAAACCCACUGCAUCAACACGACAGUCAUGUGGUAUUCCAACGUAGCUGGCAAUAUUGCAACCGACCUUAUUGUUAUCAUUCUUCCCAUUCCUGCCAUUGUUAAACUUAAUCUACCCAAUCGCCAAAAGUGGUAUCUCGUUGGAAUCUUUAUCCUGGGCACCUUUACCGUGAUAAUAUCCUUUAUUCGAAUUCCAUUUCUCAGUACCAACCUGGAUGUCACAUGGGUGCAAGUCAAGUCCACGCUGUGGUCCGUGGUCGAGAUCACAUCGGCUUUGGUUUGCGCCUGCCUUCCGACACUACGACCCUUCGUGCGCCAUUAUUUCCACAAAUUGGACAUGAGUUCCAACAACACAGGUGGGGGAGUGAUCUUAAGUGAUGAGAGAAGUGGUGGAAACUCGGCUGCUCGUCGCCCAGAUGUCUUCCGCAUCAGCUCUAUCCCUAAAGCUCAGGGUGACCAUGCGCCAGACAACAGCUCUGUUAUUGAGCUGUGUGUUACUAAUAGUGCUGAGAACUUGUCAGUUAGCGAUGUAGAGUCUCCAGAGCAUGUACAAAGAUAUUGA